This is a messenger RNA of Sphenostylis stenocarpa, 870 nucleotides long. Lineage: Eukaryota; Viridiplantae; Streptophyta; Magnoliopsida; Fabales; Fabaceae. The record is from the annotation of a GenBank genome assembly.
AUGAAUAUGAAGAACAUGAAAGUUCCGAAUGUUCCACGUGGUGGCGCGGCCUCUGCGCUGCUGAAGCUUGGGAUUAUUGGUGGAAUUGGUUUGUAUGCAGCUUCUAAUAGUCUCUACAAUGUUGAAGGAGGACACCGAGCUAUUGUCUUCAACCGUCUAGUUGGUAUCAAAGACAAGGUCUAUCCCGAAGGGACUCACUUUGUAAUUCCCUGGUUUGAGAGGCCGGUCAUCUAUGAUGUCCGUACUCGACCCCAUCUAGUUGAGAGUACAUCUGGGAGUCGUGAUCUACAGAUGGUGAAAAUUGGGCUUCGAGUUCUUACUCGCCCUUUGCCUGACCAAUUACCUACUAUUUAUCGGACCCUUGGACAGAAUUAUAAUGAAAGGGUUUUACCUUCAAUCGUACACGAAACUCUGAAAGCUGUGGUUGCCCAGUACAAUGCCAGCCAGCUGAUUACUCAACGAGAGGUUGUUAGUCGGGAGAUCCGGAAGAUUCUGACUGAGAGGGCAGCUAACUUCCAUAUUUUCCUUGAUGAUGUGUCCAUUACUAGUUUAACUUUUGGCAAGGAGUUUACUGCUGCAAUUGAAGCUAAGCAGGUGGCUGCACAAGAAGCCGAGAGAGCUAAAUUUGUUGUGGAAAAAGCUGAGCAAGACAAGAAAAGUGCUGUAAUUAGAGCUCAGGGUGAAGCAAAAAGUGCCCAACUGAUUGGACAAGCUAUUGCCAAGAAUCCAGCAUUUAUCACAUUGAGGAAGAUAGAAGCAGCUAGAGAGAUUGCGCAUACCAUAUCAAACGCGGCAAACAGAGUUUACCUGAAUUCAGAUGAUCUGUUGUUGAAUCUUCAGAAGAUGAAUUUGGAGACAAGCAAAAAAUGA